GUAAGAGCUAGCAAACUUAACCUCUCCGCUCCGUGUUUCGUUUUCGCUCGGUCGCGCUCUCUCGCACAUUUCUCGAUCCGCGACGCGCGUCACGGGAGUGAUCGACUUGUGCUCCAUGCGUUUCCUCGUAACACGUGAAUCGCGCGCUCGUUCUCGUUGAGACGCGACAGCAGUUUAUCUUGCUCCUUCCCACCGACAUAUCCCUCACGUCUGUCGUGGAUGAGACAGGCAUCGAUUAGCCUCAUCGAACACGCACAAACGCGGGAUUCGUCGGAUCGCAUGAGACUCCGCAUGAAAGUAGAUCCUACGUCGAUCACGAUGACGACUCGGUCGCGCGUGAACUGAAUAUGAACGAUUAUUACCGCAUUAGAUAUGACAUUAAGUGGCAUCAGUAAUCAGCAACUACAAUGAUUGGUGCAGCUGGUAGUCUGGAAGAUGCGUGUUGGCAGGCUCAGAAUAUGAUCAAUCAAGCGUCCAGAUGUUGGAAGUAUACUCAGGGCCAGAAUCCAUUGGCCUUAACAACAGAUAAGUCGUUACUGUCUCAGAAGAAGGAGCAGAGCUAUUCCAGGCAUAGUAUCCAGUCCAAGCUCACGAGACUCUACUUUGAAGAACUUUCCAAGGUUCCUCAUGCAACCCCAGAUUCAGUUUUGAACAAUCUUGAGAAUGAGUGCGACCUUCUGGGGCGGUUAGUGCAAAGAGAAGGAUUACAUACAUUAAUUGUUAAUCUUUAUGCUGGUAAUAAAGGAUACUCAUUAGCUGUAAGAAAUAGUGAUAAGGGGAAUCAAUACGAUAAAAAUUCACUGCUCGCUGAGACUCAGCUCAUGGGUUACGAACAGGGUGAACUACUUUCUUGCAUAGACAAUGGCCAACUGCCAGCUAUGCUAGCCGAACAACUCGAGUCCAAUUAUUCACAUUUGUUUUAUGACGGCUGCAUAAUCGCUGAAGUGCGGGAUUACCGAAAGGCGUUCCCUCACAACAGAGCUGAGGUUCAUCACGUACUUCUUAAACCUACGACACAGAGCGUGCUCUCGGACGUAUCGACUCUUACGAAUGAUGGGGAUUGGAGCCACGAGGAGCGUUUAAUGUUGGAAUCGCAUCUAGUAGCAGCUACACAAGGACCUCUAUGCCUGGAUCCGAAUCCUAUUCCCACCUUAGCUAGUACAAGAAUUAAACAGUCGAAAUCAUUGCUUACUGAUCAUCAACUCAUGCGCCAAGCCAAAAAGUUUUCUCAGGUCACAGUGAAUCGAAAGAGGAAAUUGGAGCAACUGGCACAGCCGGAAGGUCAAACGGUACAGGAUAUAAUACAGAAAUUGCGCACGAAAAGAAGGGGAUUCGCGACAAGCACUGCCUGCCCACCGCCUUCUCUUAUAGACGUCAAAUUGGAGCCACCGAAAACAGUCGAUGUUGCAAGAUUCGCGAAAGCGUACGAGCGGCCGCCAGAAACAAAAGACUGUUCGCUACAAGUUAUAGAAGAGUAUAUAUUAGAGCCCAUGGGGAGUCACGAUUACAUAAAGCUCUCGAUCCUGCAGCGACCCGCUACUUCCGAGUACCUGGGAGAGCUUUAUAUGGACAAAAAUUAUCGGGAAGGAGAGAGAAAUGGUUCUUCUUGCCGGUUUACGUUAGGCACUAGAGCCGUGGCCAAUCAUUAUUAUCAGCAAUUUAAGGAAAUAUUUACAGAGGAGGGUAGAAAGAACGUGAGAAUAAGACACGUUGUGCCGGGACAGGCCACUCGCGUUGCGUGUACACCCGGCAUGCAGCGAGCGCAUCAACAGGCGCAACAAGCGAAAGCGGCACAAUUAGCGGCUCAACAGUUGCAGCAGGCUCAAAACCAGCAUGUAGCGCAGCAGCAAGUCCGCACAUCAUUUCAGAUUCUGUCGCGAGCUCAAGGGCAACUGAACACGUUGGCCGGUCAGGUGGCCUCGAUAAAGGCCAUGUCGGAGGCAACUACCUCCGCGCAGAACAAUUUGCAGUGCGUGGACGCUGCGACUAUACCGCAAGUCAUCUCAUCGCAGAACGACAACGCCACAACGCUGAGCUCGGGACAAUCUCUGACGAAUGGCGGUUCGAACGCGUCGACUUCUGUGCAGAUUGAUAACUCGGCGAUGGCCGCAGUGGCGGAUAACACUUGCAACGGCUCCAGCAUCCUCGUCUUUCAGCAGAAAUCGGCCGGUACCAUCAAUAACGCCGCGCCAACAAACGUCCCGGUUUUGCAAGCGCAACUGCAGGCGGGAACGCAGAAUUGCAUAAGCGAGACCGCCGCCAGUCAGAACCAAAACGAGCCGCCGUUCAAGAAGCACUCGACUAACCCGGCGAUAAACGCCAUCGUGACUUCUCUCAUGAAUUCCGCGCAGCAAUUCCAGCAAGCAGCAGCAGCUAACGCUGCUAUGAACAACAACACGCAAGCUUCGAACAAGUCCAACAACGCCGCGAUUCUAAGUCUGUUGAAUAGCACUCCCGCGAAUUUAGCUCAACAGAAGGUUCAGCCCCGAAGGAUCUCUCUCAAUGCUUCCAUCCCAUCCAGGGUCAUUAGUCAUGGCAAUGUGAUCAACGUACCUAGCACCACAGGCCAAGUACGGGUAAGUUUAAGUUCCGCUCUGACGGGACAGUUAGGCUGCAAGCAGCAACCAGUGAAAGCGACCGCUGUGAGACUCGCGCGAGUCCAGGAUCCCACGUCUACCCUUGGUCUAUCGAUGCCGGGGCUUUCAGCCUUGCUCGCUGGCACACCGUCGGCGGACAAUCCAAUACCCGGGAUGAACUCGGCCUCGUCACUACUCGAGCGGCUCACCGCAUCUUCCAGUCAGAGCAGUCAGCCGACGAGCCCGAUGACCAGCCCGUCGCCAACAAACGUGAAUUUGCAGGGCGUGAACCUCACUAGUCUGCCGAACUCCAUCAACGGUCUGCAAAACGUUCAGGUAUCAUUCCCGGGCUUGUCGCAACCCAUUACCAUGUCGUUGAAUGUGUCACCCACCACUGGCGGCACCGUCACACCUACUGGGAUGAUAGUUUCUCUCCCCAUAUCGUCCGCCACAAAUACCUGCACGACGAUCUCGAGCAUGGUGGCUGCGACCGUUGUCACGACCGCUAUUACUGGGAGUACGCCAACAGUGGUGAUCGCCAAUCCUACCAAUGCUCACUUAUCUUUACCAAUUGCCCAAAUAAUACCAUCCGCAGUGAAAGGGUUACCACAGCAAAAUAUAAGGAGUAACAACGCAGUGACUCUUGCACAGGGAGGACAAGCAAUCCAGUUAAUCGGAUCUCAGAGGCCGCGACUUAAUCACAUAGCUCGUCAAGUACAAUCGAAUCAAGUCAAGUCGGCUGUCUUGUCGAAUCAGCUGAUGACAGUUGCCAAAACGGUAACGGCGAAUCAGCUAAUACUGUCCGGUAACAAACAAGUAUUAACUCCGAUAAUGGCCGCGACGAAACCCGUGCUUAUGGCGUCGCAGACGACGCCUUCUUCCCAAGUAGUACCUGUUAACAAGCAAGCUCUAUUAACGAAAUCCUUGCACGCCAGGGCUUCUACCGGCCAGUGCAGCCAGCAGACACAGAGUCUUGGGGUUGCUACGUUAUCGCAGCAACAAUUUCAGCAAUUGCAGCAAUGCCUGGCCGCGCAGCAUAAGGUUGCCGUUGCGGCGGGAAGUUCUCAAGGUAGGACUCAAAUCGACGCUCAGAGAAAUUCCACGUCUGCUCCCGGGGAGGAUCCCGUCUGAACAUGUUCAAAUGGAUGAAUAAUGUUAAUGAUCAUGUUACGACUAAAUAAUUGGAGCCCGCCUAGAAGAAAUGUAAUAAGGCGUUUAUCGGUAUGUGUUGCGUUUUAAAAAUUUCACAUUACAAGCGAUCGUGAUAUUUUAUGUGCACAAGCGCUGCGUAUACUGAGAUUAAUGAAAAGGUUUUAAUCGGUGGAAUUUAUGUACGUGUGUGUGCCGAACGCAACCAACGUAAUUAAGAUAUUUUGCUAGAUCAGUAGAUUCGGUAAACGCUAUUACGCUCACGUGCAAUAAUAACAUUUAUUUUUCGUCAGUUUCUCUGAAUUUCUUUGAGCCUUGAAAUGUUACUUUAAGGGAGGUUUCAAUUAUUGUAUACAUAACUUAUAUAUACGAUACAAUUUGUUUUAUAUUAAAAGAUGUAAUAAA
Messenger RNA from Ooceraea biroi (clonal raider ant), 4130 nucleotides. Its product is annotated as transcription factor SPT20 homolog. Gene Ontology annotation, biological process: regulation of transcription by RNA polymerase II. NCBI's taxonomy places the organism in Eukaryota, Metazoa, Arthropoda, Insecta, Hymenoptera, Formicidae. Gene Ontology annotation, cellular component: SAGA complex. The record is from RefSeq and is a predicted model, not a curated record. Gene Ontology annotation, molecular function: transcription coregulator activity.